This is a messenger RNA of Rhododendron vialii, 2566 nucleotides long. RefSeq names its product phosphatidylserine decarboxylase proenzyme 2-like. Gene Ontology annotation, biological process: phospholipid biosynthetic process. The record is from RefSeq and is a predicted model, not a curated record. Lineage: Eukaryota; Viridiplantae; Streptophyta; Magnoliopsida; Ericales; Ericaceae. Gene Ontology annotation, molecular function: calcium ion binding; phosphatidylserine decarboxylase activity. Bases 156 to 2132 code for a protein of 658 amino acids. The transcript has 21 exons.
ACGACCCCCACAAAAAUCCAAUCCUUUAAGAAUCCUCCGCAUAUGCCUGUCUGGUUUUGCACAUCCCCGUCAGAAUCAUUUUCAGAUCGCACCCCCACAGCUACACUCCACAGUGAAUUCAGAGUUCGGAGAGAGUUCGGAGAGAGAGAGAGAGAAUGGGUCACGGAAGCUCGAAGCCAGGCGAUACGGAGCCCACCGACGACUCCACGGACGGCUCCAAGGGCUCUUCGUCGCGACUGUCGAGCUUGAAGCGGCGACUUCACGUCCAUCGCCACCGCAGCCACAGCCACCGUGACGGUGAUUCGACGUCCGGACAACUCAAGCUGCACUCCGCUGAGGAUUUCGCCGGCAUCGCCCUCGUAAAGCUCGUCAGGGCGGAGAUGAAGUUCAAGGACAAGUGGAUGGCUUGUAUUUCUUUCGGAGAACAGACUUGCCGUACAGUAAUAUGUGAUCAACACACAGACAAACCCACCUGGAACUCUGAGAAGAAACUUCUUUUGGAAAGAAAUGGGCCUCGUGUUGCAAGGAUAACUGUAUUUGAGACCAAUAGAUUGUCCAAGAACAACCUCAUUGGGUAUUGUGAAGUUGAUAUAUUUGAAUUCCUCACUCAGGAUACGGAUUCUGAUGUUGAGGUACUUAACUUGUUGGAUCCAUCUUCACCUGAAAUAGUUGUCGGCAACAUUUCUCUUUCAUGUUCUGUUGAGGAUCCAAGUGAAACACAAAAAAGUUUUGCAAGGCGUAUCCUGUCUAUCGUGGACUAUAAUGAAGAUGGAAAGCUCACAUUCUCUGAGUUCAGUGAAUUAAUCAAUGCAUUUGGCAAUAAACUGGCAGCUGAUAAGAAAGAAGAGCUUUUCAAAGCAGCUGAUCUGAAUGGCGAUGGUGUUGUUAGCAUGGAUGAAUUGGCUAGCCUUCUUGCUAUUCACCAAGAAAAGGAACCUCUUAUCAAUUGCUGCCCUGUCUGUGGUGAAUUCCUUGAACCUUCCGAUAGUCUGAACAAUAUGAUCCAUUUGACCCUUUGUUUUGAUGAAGGGACUGGGCACCAGGUUAUGACUGGGGGAUUCUUGACUGAUAAACAGGCUUCAUAUGGAUGGAUGUUUAAAUUAAGUGAAUGGGCCCAUGUUUCAUCCUAUGACAUUGGUCUGAGAUCUGGAUCAAGUGCUUCACAUAUUCUGGUUUUUGAUCGAAGUUCAAAGAGGCUAGUGGAGGAAUUAAUUGAUGGGAAGAUUGUCCUUUCCAUGAGAGCCCUUUAUCAAUCUAGAGUAGGGCUUCAGCUUAUGGACAAAGGGGCAAAAGAACUCUUGCAGAGCAUCUCAGAAAAGCAAGGGAAGAAAAUGGGUUCAGUUGAAUCUGCUAAAGAUAUACCGAAGUUCCUUGAUUUUUUUAAGGAUCAAAUUAAAAUGGCUGAAGUCAAGUACCCAUUGGAGCAUUUUAAGACAUUUAAUGAAUUUUUUAUAAGAGAGUUGAAACCGGGUGCAAGACCAAUUGCUUGCAUGGAACGUGAUGAUGUUGCUGUAUGUGGUGCUGAUAGCCGUCUAAUGGCAUUCCAAAAUGUUGAAGAUAGUCUACGAUUUUGGAUCAAGGGUCAAAAGUUUUCUGUUCAAGGUCUUCUGGGAAAAGAAUCAUCCUCCAAUGCUUUCACGAAUGGAUCCUUGGUGAUAUUCCGAUUGGCUCCACAGGAUUAUCAUCGUUUCCAUUUUCCAGUAUCUGGAACUAUUGAGAAAUUUGUUGAUAUACCUGGAUGCUUGUAUACGGUUAACCCUAUUGCUGUGAAUAGCAAGUACUGCAAUGUAUUCACUGAGAAUAAGCGGGUGGUAUCUAUUAUUUCAACGAGAGAAUUUGGAAAGGUAGCAUUUGUUGCGAUUGGAGCUACAAUGGUUGGCAGUAUCACCUUUACGAAGAAGAAGGGGGACUAUGUCCGGAAAGGAGACGAGUUCGGAUAUUUCUCAUUUGGAGGAAGUACUGUCAUCUGUGUGUUUGAAAAGGAUUCAAUAAAGAUAGAUGAAGACCUCUUGGUGAAUAGUGCAAGAUCACUCGAGACCUUGGUUGCUGUUGGCAUGACAUUGGGUGUAUCAAAAAAGAAGCAUCCGGAAGUUGGGCUGCCAAACUUGGACAAAUGUGUUUUACAGGCUUAGAGCCUUGGACAGAAUUACUCUCGUGAAUAACAACAAAUUCGGACUCAUCUUCAGCCCAAACUUUGUGUAAAUCCUACGCUAAUACAAAACCACGACAAUGGAUAGGGAGAUACAUGUAUGAUGGUUCUUUUUCUGACAGAUGCAGUAGCAAUGCUAAGUGGGGCCAAAGUGCAGAAGGUACCGAUCUCCAUCAUUUGUAGAGGUUUUCUGUUCUUCACAAUGUUAAAACACUAUUAUUACUGAUGCUUAUUAACAAUAUGUAGUUGUCAACAGUAAAAAAUAUUGCUAAUCUCCACCUUCACUGUACAAUAAAUACCUGCCAAUGAACUCCUAUUCUGUAAAGGUUUGUGAUAUUAUGGAUCAAUCUCACAUGACUAUCUGGUGAUUAUUUCAUGUUAUGUUCAAACUGAAAGUAUUCAGCAUAUGACCUGUAA